Molecule: messenger RNA, 4028 nt
Organism: Pezoporus occidentalis (night parrot)
Lineage: Eukaryota; Metazoa; Chordata; Aves; Psittaciformes; Psittacidae
Gene: RFT1
Product: RFT1 homolog
Exons: 13
Coding region: 35-1669 (544 amino acids)
Biological process (GO): glycolipid translocation; dolichol-linked oligosaccharide biosynthetic process
Cellular component (GO): endoplasmic reticulum membrane
Source: RefSeq, a predicted model, not a curated record
UGACGCGUUCGCGGAGCGACGGCGUCGCCGUUUGAUGCGGGCGGGACCGAUGGGCUCGCAGGAGGUGCUCGGGCAGACCACGCGGCUGGCAUCCUCCAGCGCGCUGCUGCAGGUGCUGUUCCGGGCGGUCACGUUCGCGCUCAACGCCUUCACUCUGCGCUACCUCUCCAGGGAGCUGAUCGGUGUUGUCAACGUGAGGCUCACUUUGCUGUAUUCAACGGUUGUCUUCCUGGCAAGGGAGGCGUUUCGCAGAGCUUGUCUGAGUGCAAGUACAAAGAGAAACUGGACCAAAACAAUUAACCUGUUGUGGCUGACAGUCCCUCUUGGUGUUUUUUGGUCGGUUUGCUUGGGCUUAGUCUGGCUACACUUGCUCGAAGUACCUGAUCCUUCUGUGGUUCCUCAUUAUCAGGCUGGUGUAGUAGCAUUUGGUCUUUCUGCAAUUAUUGAACUUCUGGGAGAGCCAUUCUGGGUUUUAGCACAAGCUCAUUUGUUUGUGAGACUUAAGGUAAUUGCUGAAAGCCUUUCAGUAGUGUCAAAAUGCAUUUUGACGGUUAUUUUAGUAGUCCUUUAUCCUCAAUGGGGCCUCUACAUUUUUUCCUUGGCUCAGCUUUUAUAUACCAGUGUGCUGGUACUGUGCUACGUUAUUUAUUUUGUGAUGUUUUUGGGAUCUCCUGAAGCAACAAAGAAGUCAUUUCCAGUUGCUAGAAUGAAAGCUUUAUUGCCCAAUAUGGUGGAAGAUGAGACCUUUGUUAACUGGAAGGAAGCACGGUUGACUUGGAGUUUCUUCAAACAGUCCUUCUUGAAACAGAUUUUGACAGAGGGUGAACGGUAUGUGAUGACUUUUUUGAAUGUGUUAAAUUUUGGAGAUCAGGGUGUCUAUGAUAUUGUGAAUAAUCUUGGUUCACUGGUGGCCAGGUUUAUCUUUUUGCCUAUUGAGGAGAGUUUUUAUGUCUUUUUUGCCAAAGUGCUAGAAAGAGGGAAGAAUGUAAAGGAUCAGAAGAAGGACGAUGUUGCUAUGGCUGCAAAUGUAUUAGAAUCACUGUUAAAACUUGUGCUUCUGACUGGCCUUACCAUCACGGUUUUUGGCUAUGCCUAUUCUCAGCUGGCUCUGGAUAUUUAUGGAGGUUCAAUGCUCAGUUCUGGAACCGGUCCAAAUCUCCUCCGAUGUUACUCAUUAUAUGUCCUAUUUCUUGCUGUCAAUGGAGUAACGGAAUGUUUUACGUUUGCUUUGAUGUGUAAAGAAGAGGUGGACAGGUACAAUUUUGUUAUGCUGGCCUUGUCUUUCACAUUUCUGUGCAUCUCUUACUUCUUGACUCACUGGCAUGGCAGUGUGGGCUUUAUUCUUGCCAACUGCUUUAACAUGGGUAUCCGAAUAGCUCACAGCAUCCACUAUAUCUAUGAUUACUUCAAAGAAAGCACUUACAGACCUCUGAUGGGCUUGCUUCCCUCCCCAUUUUUGGUGCUCGUUUAUAUCAUAAGUGGAGUGAUCACUGGUGUCUCAGAGGUGUUCUUCUGCUGCGAUAAGGGUUGGAUGGCAAGGCUGAUUCACAUCGGCAUGGGCGCUCUGUGCUUUGCCGCAACCAUCGUUACUAUGUUCUGCACAGAGACCAAGCUGAUCCACUUUGUCAGAAGCCAGUUCCUCUCCCAGUAUAUGAAGAAAGGAACAUGAAAUGCUCAUGUGCAGAACAGUUCUUGUAUGUGCUUGCAGUAAAAGGCUGUAUUUUUUCCAUAAGAUCAGUAUGUGUCCUGGGUUCUGCAGAGAGAUUGAGUUGUUGGUGUUCUGAAGUGUAGAGCAGUGUGCAGGAAGUUCUGAUGUGUACAACUAAAUGAGUGGGAUACCCAGCAUGUGUCCAUGCUAGCUGUGGAAGAUCAGUUCAUUGAGCAGAUUUAUUUAUGAGGGUGUUAAUUGACUUGUCAAAAAUAGCUGAAAGAGAAAAGGGAUUUUGAGCCAUGUUUGACAGAAGGUGUUAAGUAGCGUGUGACUGUACUUAAAUCUUACUUUCACCCCAUUGUUUUUUUGGUUUGUCUGAGAUUUGAGAUGCCAGCACAAUUUGCCUCAAUAAAAAUUUUGUCUUGUCUGUGGAAUUGGAUGUUAAAUAUAUUUAAUAGCAAUUUAUUUCAAGGAUUUAUGCAUAUUGAAACUUCUGUUGUUGGAUACAAAAAUGCUCUUUUUGUUGCAGCCAGUUUUCCUCACCUCUUGUUCCUUUGUUCAAACUUAACCUUUGUAUUGAUUUUUGUUUUUCUUAAUUGUUGAAAAUCUGGACAUUCUGAAGUUGCAAAAUCAGAUGUUAGGAUGCUGAGUUUGAUUUACUCCUGGUGUAUUUUCUUGCUGGUCUAAAAUCUGAAUUUGGCAGUUUCAGCCUGUAGAGGUGGCAUGUUUAUAAUGAUCAGCAUUCCCUUUGCAGUGUUUGGAUGGACCAAAGAAUGUCAAGCUAUGAAAAAGUGUGUGCUCAGACAUGUACAGUUGAAAGCUUUUAGUUUAGUUCUGUAACAACUCUGCAGAUGCUCAGGCCUCUUAAAAACCCACUUCACUGUAAUAGCAUUGUGGAGUUCAUCCUGGUAACAGUAGUUCCCAGUGUGAAAUGCUUCCUGGUAUCAGUGUCUUUGGUCUGGUACUGUUAGAAAGAUUUCCUAAACUCUGAUCAUUUCCACGUGGAAAUCACCAGAGGUACUUUAUAUGAUUUGGUGUUUUACCAAAUUACCUCAGAGAAGCCCAAGUGCAUCAGUGGAAGGAAAGGUGAGCUUCCUCAGCUAAUGCUGGUGUCUCCAUUGCUUGCCUGAAAGGUACCAGAUAGAGACUUGCUGAUUCUUCAGAAGUUGUUAUGAAAUCUGUUAAACCCAAACAAACUCUGUCUUAUUCUGUCUCAUGAAAUGAAUUUGGUAGUUCUUUGCCUUUUAAAUUUUUAAAUCCUGAGUUGUCUUGCAUUUGUAUCAGCUAUGGAGUACAGCUCCAUAGAUUGCAGGGGGUUGAAACUUCUGUAUCAUAAAUUAUCAUUGCAUACAGUUUAUUUCCUUUAUUGACUUGUUUACAAUUCCAUAAAAAAAAAAACCCAAGGUAGUUGAACUUCUGAACUCUUUUUAGGUCUGUCUUUUUCUACAUGACUUUGGGGCUUUACCUUGGGAAUAUCUCGAUCUGUACAAUGCAUUUUAAUAAUUACUCGGAGUGAGAAGUUUUAUGUGGUCCUCACUUCAAGUGCUUUGGAGAUUGAAGAACCUGUCAUAUAAAAUGAGCUUGAGUAAUGCUGCCUUGUCUAGUGUUAGGAUCCCAGCUGUGCAGUGGUAUUAUUUUUGCUAGUGUUACCACAAGUAUGAUGAUGUGAGAUCUCACUGUUCCAAUAGUGAGCUGUUUAGUCUCAUAAAUCUUUCUUAAAUGCUUUGUAUGCAUUUAAAGAGAAGUUACAUUUUUAAUUCAAUUUAUUUCACAUGGGAAAGGCUUAUAAAUAUCUCUUGCAUCUCAACAAGUUAAUGGAAUUUCAUAUGAAUCAGGAAGACAUUUAAGGUGGCUUAUUUUUGUGUAUUUGCAGAUUAAGGAUACAUUCCUCUUUUAAACUUCAUCUGUAAGCAGUUCAGUGGUGGUUGGCUGGGUUUUGUGUUGGACUUUAUUUGAUUUUAAUAAGUUUUAUGAGGCAGGAAGUACAGACCUAUGAAGAUGUCGCCUGGUUUCAUAUUUAUCUGUGUGAUCCGUAACGUGAAAGCUGUUAAUUGCUUUAUUUCUAAAGCAGCAAACUGUCAAACGCAGGGACAAAGUUGAGAUUGAGCUUGACCAAAUUUCCCUUUUGAUUACAAUUCUGUCAGGUGUGCUGUCAAAGGCACAAUGGGAUGCUUGUCUGUAUAUUUCAUGAAGCUGUUUUGCAAUGUUCUGAAAUCCUUUACUUCAAACCAAAAGAGAAUUAAAGUGCUUUCUUUGGAGAAAAAGUUAUUAUUUCAUACAUAGUGGUGUGGUUUUUCUAAUAGCUGGAUGAGUGACAUUCAAAUAACUGUAAGCUGGUUAUAUGUUAGGGUAACAACAAAUAAAAUUUAUUUCCCUU